GUUACCAUAGGUCGUUCCAAAACCCUCGGUACGACUACGCGGUUAGUCUAUAGUAACCCUACAUUACCGUUCCAAAACACUUAUUUGGUUGACCACAGAGGUAACUUUAUGACCUCCCAAAAUCGAGAGGUUAUAAUAGUUACCAAGGUAUAGUGCGGGAAAAAUAAUUCAAUUAGUGUAACGAAUUUUCGGUAUAUUUAAAUAAUUUAUAAAUAUAAAACCGUUAUGGACCAUAAUUUUGUCCUUGAAAAAAAUCGCCAUUGUUUAAUAGUUGACGAGAAUCAACAAGUGAGCAGAGGCGAGAAUGAUGGACUUAUAGUUUACGAUAAUAAAAGUGAACUACUUUCUGAAUUGCCGUUAUCAUCAAAGGUGGUAUCAUUUUUUGGCCUUUCCUUAACAAAUGGAACUGGGGGAUUGAAGGAUGAAGAGAGAAUGCAAAUAAAUAACUUAGUUUCAGUUUGGGAUUCAAAUGCUAAUGAAAAUAGUAACACUGAUUUAUUAAAUUUGUGUUCAGAUACAUCGAAGAAGCAAGAAUAUAAUAUUGGCUGUGAUGAGCAGAAAUCAGCGAUUGCUGUAUGGAACGAUAAAGCUGUUAAACUCCUGUUUACUUUGUAUAAAGAUCAUCAAGAUGAUUUUAAGAGUACUUCUAUUAAAAACAAUUCAGUAUGGGAUAAAAUUGGAAAUAAAAUGAAAAGUGAAAAAUAUAAUUUUACAAGGACACAAAUAAAAGAUAAAUGGAUAAAUAUGAGAAAACACUACAUGCGAGUCAAGGAUUAUAACAAACAAACAGGAGCUGAACGUAAAACUUACCGAUACUAUGAUGAAAUGGACAAGUUAUAUGGAAACAAACCCAACGUGAAUCCUAUUGCUAUUGCAUCAAAUAUGAGAAAGAAUAUUGAAGAUGAAAUUACACUUUCAUCUUUAGAAGAUAAUACAACAGAUGAUGAUCAACGUAUUCGGAAGAAAAGUAAAGUCGAACGUCAAUUAUCUUCGUGGUCAGAUAAAUUUAUUCUACAUAUUAAGGAACAGAAGGAUCGACGUGAACAGCGGCAUGCUGAGAGAGUAGCCGCUAUAGAAAAUGCAACGAAAUCGUUCUGUGAUACGAUGGAAAAAUUAAUUGAUAAAUUGUAAACUGUUUAAAUUUUUUUCCAAGAUAUAUUUUUUUAUUAAGUACACGUCAUUCAGAAUUAAAAGCAUUAUUUUUUUUUAGUUUUGUUUAAAUAAUUUUAUUUUUACGAUAAGGUAUUAUGUUGCUCAUAUUGAUAUUUGUUUGACUGUGAUCAAAUCUUAUCUAGAUUUUAUGCUAUAUAGAAUAAGAGAAUAAGAGAGAAUAAGAGUUAGUUAAUACAAUAUAUAUUUUUUCAAAGGUGUAAAUUGCCAGAUUGAUUUGUUAUUGUAGGUUUUGUUUAUUAUAAAUUUUACAUGUAUGUUUAGUUUAUCAUAUGUGAGUGGAAAUAAUACUUGGAAGGAAAAAUGCAUGUUUAAGUUGUCGCAAUUUGUUUAUUACACAUCAGCAAUCUUUAAUAGUUCUAUUUUUUGUCUAGUAACUUUAACUAAGGAAGUAUUUGAUGUUAUAGUUUAUAUAGAGCAUUCUUCUAAACAGUAUAUUUCGUUGUUAUUAUAUAUUCAUUCCUUGUUACUUAAAUA
This is a messenger RNA of Harpegnathos saltator (Jerdon's jumping ant), 1647 nucleotides long. RefSeq lists its product as uncharacterized. Lineage: Eukaryota; Metazoa; Arthropoda; Insecta; Hymenoptera; Formicidae. The record is from RefSeq and is a predicted model, not a curated record. The coding region runs from base 226 to 1131 and encodes 301 amino acids. The transcript has 4 exons.